Molecule: messenger RNA, 737 nt
Organism: Tigriopus californicus
Lineage: Eukaryota; Metazoa; Arthropoda; Copepoda; Harpacticoida; Harpacticidae
Gene: IFT43
Product: intraflagellar transport protein 43 homolog A-like
Exons: 2
Coding region: 1-696 (231 amino acids)
Biological process (GO): intraciliary retrograde transport
Cellular component (GO): cilium; intraciliary transport particle A
Source: RefSeq, a predicted model, not a curated record
AUGAUUGACGAUUUAGAUCUUACCCUGGCCCCGGAGCAAAAUGAAGUUUUGCCAAAACAAGGUCGAAGAGCCAAUCGCAUGGCCUUCGAGACGAAAGCUGAGGAAACCAGUAGUCCGUUUGAGAUGGGGGGAAGCCCAUUGAAGGGUCGUCCACUAUCAGGAGAAUUAUUGCUAGAUGAAGGCUUCAAAGUGUCCCGAGGAGGUGGAGCCAACCGGGGACGGCGGAACAUCGGAGGGUGGGCCGAAGAACGGACUAAAACCGCCAAAAGUGUUCGUAUUCAAUCCGCCGCGCACCAAAUCUCGGCAGCUCACAAUGCUGGCGAUUCCGAUGAGGACGGAAAUUUCCCGGAUAUCCCGGAUUUGGAUGACGUUCAUGAUGAUGAUAUGACUCUACAGGUGGCCGACGCUCCGUCAUUGGCUGUUAACCGCGUGGCUACUUUCCGUGAAUUGGAUAACGAUCUCUUGAAACACGUCGCUUUUGCUACAAUGGAUGAUAUCGAUCUGAAGCUUCUGACCAAAGGAUUGACACCCGAGCUAAAACUCAAGGAGCUCGAUGAACCCUGGACGUGGGAUAUUCUUUUCGCGGAGGUCACAGGGGACCUUCAAAAGGAAUGGUUUCCGGAGCAAGAAGAACAAGAAAAAGCGGCCGCCGCCAACGAACGCCCUUACACGGCCUUCAAUAGAUUCCCUGUAUGAAUGUCAAAAAAGUGUUUCAAUACAGAGCUUCAUUUCUCUCA